GGGACAGGAGGAAACGCGGCACCAGCAGCAUCUCAUCUACUCUCCUUGACACCUCCUCCCGGUGGCUCCAGCCAGACCCUAGAGGUCAGCCUUGCAGACCAACAGGAGGACUCCUAGCGUUCCCUUUUCAAGAGGUCCCCAGACCCCGGCUGCCCUCUUCCAGCGCCUGUGGCUAGCGCAAGGAGGCACCAGUGCUCUGAGGCUGUCGCGUGGUGCAGCGUCGAGCAUCCUUGCCGAGGUCCUUUCUGCUGCCUGUCCCGCCUCACCCCGCUCCAUCACACCAGCUGGCCCUCUUUGCCUCCCUUUCCCAGAAUCUUUAAGCUCCGAAUCCCACCAGCGCCUCCUACCAACCUCACCCCACCCCGUCCCUGUGCCUUCCCGCGCUCCGGUGUCCCCCGCUGCCAUGAGCUCCCCCAUCAGCAAGAGCCGCUCGCUUGCCGCCUUCCUGCAGCAGCUGCGCAGUUCGAGGCAGCCCCCGAGACCGGUGACAUCUACCGCGUACUCGUCCCCUCAGCCGCGAGAGGUGCCAGUCUGCCCGCUGACAGCUGGUGGCGAGACUCAGAACGCGGCCGCCCUGCCGGGCCCCACCAGCUGGCCACUGCUGGGUAGCCUGCUGCAGAUUCUCUGGAAAGGGGGGCUCAAGAAACAGCACGACACCCUGGUGGAGUACCACAAGAAGUACGGCAAGAUUUUCCGCAUGAAGUUGGGUUCCUUUGAGUCGGUGCACCUGGGCUCGCCAUGCCUGCUGGAAGCGCUGUACCGCACCGAGAGCGCGUACCCGCAGCGGCUGGAGAUCAAACCGUGGAAGGCCUAUCGCGAUUACCGCAAAGAAGGUUACGGGCUGCUGAUCCUGGAAGGGGAAGACUGGCAGCGGGUCCGGAGUGCCUUUCAAAAGAAACUAAUGAAACCAGUGGAAGUGAUGAAGCUGGACAACAAAAUCAAUGAGGUCUUGGCUGAUUUUAUGGGCAGAAUAGAUGAGCUCUGUGAUGAAAGAGGCCACAUUGAAGACUUGUACAGCGAACUGAACAAAUGGUCGUUUGAAAGUAUCUGCCUCGUGUUAUACGAGAAGAGAUUUGGGCUUCUCCAGAAGAAUGCAGGGGAUGAAGCUAUGAACUUCAUCAUGGCCAUCAAAACAAUGAUGAGCACGUUUGGGAGAAUGAUGGUCACUCCAGUCGAGCUGCACAAGAGCCUCAACACCAAGGUCUGGCAGGACCACACUCUGGCCUGGGACACCAUUUUCAAGUCAGUCAAAUCUUGUGUUGACAACCGGUUAGAGAAGUACUCUCAGCAGCCUAGUGCAGAUUUCCUUUGUGACAUUUAUCACCAGAAUCGGCUUUCAAAGAAAGAAUUGUAUGCUGCUGUCACCGAGCUCCAGCUGGCUGCAGUGGAAACGACAGCAAACAGUCUCAUGUGGAUUCUCUACAAUUUAUCCCGUAAUCCAAAAGUGCAACAAAAGCUUUUUAAGGAAAUUCAAAGUGUAUUACCUGAGAAUCAGGUGCCACGGGCAGAAGAUUUGGGGACUAUGCCAUAUUUGAAAGCCUGUCUGAAAGAAUCUAUGAGGCUUACGCCGAGUGUACCAUUUACAACUCGGACUCUUGAUAAGGCAACAGUUCUGGGUGAAUAUGCUUUACCCAAAGGAACAGUGCUGAUGCUAAAUACCCAGGUGCUGGGAUCCGAUGAAGACAAUUUUGAAGAUUCAAGUCAGUUUAGACCUGAACGUUGGCUUCAGGAGAAGGAAAAAAUUAAUCCCUUUGCGCAUCUUCCAUUUGGCAUUGGAAAAAGAAUGUGCAUUGGUCGCCGAUUAGCUGAGCUUCAGCUGCAUUUGGCUCUUUGUUGGAUUGUCCGCAAAUAUGACAUCCAGGCCACAGACAACGAGCCUGUUGAGAUGCUACACUCAGGCACCCUGGUGCCCAGCCGGGAGCUCCCCAUCGUGUUUUUCCAGCGAUAAGAUGGCUCAGACCGUGGUAUUUGUUAACGUCAUAGCCAACUCAGGGAAGCGGACUGAGUGCUGGGAUUCAAGGCAUUCUACAGGGUUCACUGCUGGUUUACACUUCACCUGCAUCAGCGCCAUCCUCAGGUGCUUAGAAUGGCCUGGGAGCCUGUUCUCUCUCGCAUCUUCCAUGACAUGAAAGGGAGAGGUUACGAACCGUUUCAGCCCCUGGCUGCCACAUUCACUGUCUGAAUCUUUAAUUCCCAAGAAUAAGUUUACAUUUCACAAUGAAAGACCUACAACAGCUAAAUUUUCUGGGGCUGGGAGUAAUACUGACAAUCCAUUUACUGUAGCUCUGCUUUAAUGUACUACUUAGGGAAAUGCCUGCUUAAUAAUGGAAGCCAAGCUAAAUGAUCGUUAAAGUGAUCAAGCCUCCCAUGAAAUUGCGUUCUUCCUGAAUUGAAAUAGAAACAUUAUUGGGAAACUAGAGAACACCUCUAUUUUUAAAAGGACUUUAAUGAAGUCAGACAUCUUAUAAGACUAGUGAUUCACUGGGGCAUAAUUUUGUUAGAGGACCUUAAAAUUCUUUAUUUUUUUAAUGUGAUUCCUUUAUGACAUUAGGGUAAGGAUGAAGCAACAAUUUUUAAAUUGUGUAUGUGCAUAUGAAGCACAGACGUGCGUGUGUGUGUGUCUGUGUGUUUGUCUGUGUAUGUGUGUGUGUUCUAAUGGUAAUUUGCCUCAGUCAUUUUUUUUAAUAUUUGCAGUACUUGAUUUAGGGUCUGUGGUGGAGGGCAAUGUUUCGAAGUUUAGUCACAGCUUUAAAAUAUUCAAUGUGACUUUAAUAUUAUAAAAUGAUUUCCCAUGCCAUAAUUUUUCUAUUAAAUAGGACAAUUAUAAAGCAUGCAAAAGUUAGAGAUCUGCUAUAUAACAUUUGUUUUGUGAUUUGAACUCCUAGGAACAAUAUGAUUUCAUAAAUGUAAAAUGCAGAGAAAUGCAUGUAAUACUUGUAAGACUUAAAAAUUGUGUUUACAGAUGGUUUAUUUGUGCAUAUUUUUACUACUGCUUUUCCUAAAUGCAUACUGUAUAUAAUUCUGUAUAUUUGAUAAAUAUUUCUUCCUACAUUAUGUUUUUAGAAUGUUUCAGAAAUAUACAUUUAUGUCUUUAUAUUGUAAUAAAUGUGUACCUAUCUAGGUAUAUGCUUUCUCUCUGCUGUGAAAUUAUUUUUAGAAUUAUAAAUUCACAUGUCUUGUCAGAUUUCAUCUGUAUGCCUUCAAAUUCUCUGAAAGUAAAAAUAAAAGUUUUUAAAUAUU
Molecule: messenger RNA, 3240 nt
Organism: Mandrillus leucophaeus (drill)
Lineage: Eukaryota; Metazoa; Chordata; Mammalia; Primates; Cercopithecidae
Gene: CYP24A1
Product: 1,25-dihydroxyvitamin D(3) 24-hydroxylase, mitochondrial
Exons: 12
Coding region: 404-1948 (514 amino acids)
Biological process (GO): glucocorticoid biosynthetic process; cholesterol metabolic process; cortisol metabolic process
Cellular component (GO): mitochondrial inner membrane
Molecular function (GO): heme binding; oxidoreductase activity, acting on paired donors, with incorporation or reduction of molecular oxygen; monooxygenase activity
Source: RefSeq, a predicted model, not a curated record